Messenger RNA from Populus nigra (black poplar), 1749 nucleotides. Its product is annotated as transcription factor MYB83-like. The record is from RefSeq and is a predicted model, not a curated record. The coding region runs from base 160 to 1149 and encodes 329 amino acids. The transcript is spliced from 2 exons. NCBI's taxonomy places the organism in Eukaryota, Viridiplantae, Streptophyta, Magnoliopsida, Malpighiales, Salicaceae.
UCUCUCUCUCUCUCAGAUAUACGACUACAAAUUAACAAUAUUUAUCAUUUACCUCGCUGUAUAGCUUUCUCUCAUUUCCAUCAAACAAGUUAAGAUUAAGAGAAGAAAGGCUCCCGUAGUACUAGCUAGCUGGCUGAUCAGAGUAUACUAUCAAACACAAUGAGGAAGCCGGAUCUAGUGGGCAAAGAUAGAGUACCGAGCAAUAGUAGCAUUAACAAGGCCAAACUUAGAAAGGGUUUAUGGUCACCAGAGGAAGAUGAGAAACUCAUCAAGUAUAUGUUAACUAAUGGACAAGGGUGUUGGAGUGAUAUUGCUAGGAAUGCAGGCUUGCAAAGGUGUGGCAAGAGUUGCCGUCUUCGUUGGAUUAACUAUUUGAGACCUGACCUCAAGCGUGGCGCCUUUUCUCCUCAAGAAGAAGAGCUUAUCAUCCAUUUGCACACCAUUCUUGGCAACAGGUGGUCUCAGAUUGCGGCACGUCUUCCAGGAAGGACAGACAACGAAAUAAAGAAUUUCUGGAACUCCACAUUAAAAAAAAGAUUGAAGAUCAAUAACACUUCCACAUCCUCACCAAAUGACAGUGAUUCAUCAGAGCCAAGAGAUCAUGCCAUAGGAAAUAUCAUGCCCAUGCAUGAUCCUGACACUAUGACUCUAUGCAUGGACUCAUCUUCCUCAUCAUCCAUAUCCAUGCAAGGUAUGAUCACAAGCAACCAAUUUGAUUCUUUCUCCAUGCUCAACAACCGCUAUGAUGUGACUGGUGCAGCGAGUUUCUUUGACAUGUCUACAUGCUUGACACAAGUGGGUAUGGGAGAUGGAUUUUAUGGUGAUCAUUAUGGGAUUUUGGAGGCCAAUAAUAAAACGGGCCUAGAAAGUGAUCUUUCUCUUCCACCACUAGAGAGUAGAAGCUUUGAAGAGAAUAAUACAGUGAGUAAUAACAGAAUUGGCAUGAAAAGCAACAACAACAACUGCUUCGAUAAUACUUGCUUCGAUAAUACUUGCUUCAACAAUACUGAUCAGAGAUUUAAAGUUGAGGACAUUUUGGGGCUUGAAAAUCAUUGGCAAGGAGAAAACUUAAGAAUGGGAGAAUGGGAUUUUGAAGGCUUAAUGGAAAACAUAACUUCCUUUCCUUUACUUGAUUUCCAAGUAGAAUAACCAUCUACCCUUACCCCCGGCCCCUUCUCAUAAAGCUACCCUUUGCUAUCGAUGCUAUGUCCUAGGAAAUUUUGGGCAUAUACUUUCUUCCUCAAAAUUACCAAAACAAACUUCUUUUUCAAACUUUCUAGUUUGGUACCCUCAAAAGUUUUUAUUUUUGAAAAAAAAAUCCUUUUUUUUCCCAUCAAUAUUCUGCUUGCUCUCUCUAUACCUUUUGUUUCUUCCAGCUGUGAAAGAAGUUUAUGCGUGAACGCUUCCUUAUUGUUGGAAAGGCAUGCAAUAAGUAUUGCAAAUUAGAGAUUAGAGGUGGCCAGAGAUUCUUUGUAUGUAAUUGGAUCGGUCUUCGAGGCAUUCGGUCAUUUCUUGGAACGAGUUGGUGCAAUAAUCAUCGUUCCCUUGAAGGAGAGAAAUGUGAAUAGCAGUAUAGAAAGUAGAAGGGGAAAUAAAGGCACGAUUAGUAGGUGAAUUGUUUAGUAGCAUGUACAAAUUAUAAACAGAAAAUAAUGAGGAGGUGAAGGUUGUUAUUAGUGGGAGAUGAGAUGUGAUGAGAAGGAUAAUGUAAGACACCUUACGUUAAUAAGAAGAAGCUUGUUACAUACA